AUGUCCGACAAGAAAGAUCUCGCAGUUGGAAUCGUCGAUUUCCUCAAAACCUCCGUCUCCGACGGCACCAUCCCCGAAGACGACCACGAAUCGGUCCAGGUCGCCAUUGACUGUCUGGAGGACGUGUUCAAGAUUGAGGGUGUUUCCAAGGACUCGGUUCUGGGCAAGCAGACUCUUUUGGACAUCUUCAAGAACCGAUCCAACUCGGCUUCCACCGCCGGUGCCGACAAGUCCUCCCCUGCACUCGAGGCUGCCGCUGCCAAGAUGGCUGCCGCCACUGCGGUUCUGACUGAGGAGCAGAAGACCCAGGCCGACAAGCUCAAGCUGGAGGGCAACAAGGCGCUGUCGCAACGAAACUUCGAAGAGUCCAUCGAUCUGUACACCCAGGCCAUCGACAUCGACGCGAACAACGCCGUCUACUACUCCAACCGAGCCGCCGCCUACUCCCAGCUCCAGCUCCACGAUAAUGCCAUUGCCGACGCUGACGCCGCCAUUCGAGUUGAUCCCAACUACUCCAAGGCCUACUCGCGUCUGGGACUGGCAAAGUACGCCUCCGGUGACGCCCAGGGCGCGCUGGAGGCCUACGAGAUGGGCAUGAAGGUCGAGGGCGACAAUGUCUCCGACGCCAUGAAGCGGGGCUACGAGACCGCCAAGAAGCGAGUCGAUGAGGAGGCCGUCGCCACCCGGGACGCCCCCGCUGAGGGUGGAGCCGCUGGAGGAGCUGGAGGAGCUCCCGCUGGUUUCCCCGAUCUCGGAGCUCUCGGUUCCAUGUUUGGCGGUGGUGCUGGAGGCGGAAUGCCCGAUCUGGCUGGUCUCAUGAACAACCCCGCCGUGGCCCAGAUGGCCCAGAAGUUCAUGUCCGACCCCAAUGCGCUCAACAACCUGAUGAGCAACCCUGCUGUGGCUAACAUGGCUCAGCGAAUGCAGGGCGGCAACAUGCCCUCCAUGAGUGAGAUGAUGAACGACCCUGCUUUGCGAGAGAUGGCCAGCAAGUUUGGCGGCGCUGGAGGUGCUGGAGGUGCUGGAGGACAGUAA
Molecule: messenger RNA, 1035 nt
Organism: Yarrowia lipolytica CLIB122
Lineage: Eukaryota; Fungi; Ascomycota; Dipodascomycetes; Dipodascales
Biological process (GO): post-translational protein targeting to endoplasmic reticulum membrane
Cellular component (GO): TRC complex; membrane
Molecular function (GO): molecular adaptor activity; protein binding
Source: RefSeq, a predicted model, not a curated record